Molecule: messenger RNA, 2089 nt
Organism: Physcomitrium patens
Lineage: Eukaryota; Viridiplantae; Streptophyta; Bryopsida; Funariales; Funariaceae
Product: glucose-6-phosphate/phosphate translocator 1, chloroplastic
Biological process (GO): transmembrane transport
Cellular component (GO): membrane
Molecular function (GO): transmembrane transporter activity
Source: RefSeq, a predicted model, not a curated record
AGCUUUUGUCUUCGGUGCCAGCGUUUUCGUGGUGGAUCCUUGCGCCGCCUCGCUUCCUGUGCCUCCAUCACGCAGCCACUGAAUCCCUCCCCCGGAGCUUCGUCCUCUUCUGCCUACUCGCCGGGAGCUUUCCAUCGAUAAAUGACAGUGCCAGUGUUUGAGGGUUGCAGUCUCAGCAGCUCUCGUGGUCUGUGAGGUCUUGUUCUUUGGGAACCUUCUGUCUAGGCUUGGCUUGAGGUGUAUUUUGGAGAGGGCUUGGAGUUUUGAUUCAUUGUGUCUUUAGAGGGGUUUCGCGUUGGGUCCUUGGUGGAAAUUGCUGAAGACGUCGGAGAUGGGGUUGGCUUUGACAAUGUAGCUAUGGAUCGUUAGAGUGUAGAAGGUUUGGGUGUUGCCUGAUCUUUGAGUAGGUUUUACAAGUAGUGUGGAUGGCUCUGACUCGAGUAUCUUCACUGGGCUACUGAGGAUCACGGAACGCCUUCUCGUGUCGCUUGGACCGACUUUUUAGCAUCUUGUUGUUUUCUUUUUGCGAUUUGGCCUUCAUUGGCUACAGGUUUUGAGUGUCAUGGCGAUGCUGCGCGUUCUGUCAGGCUUGUCGCCGAGCUCGGGCAAGCCUGCUCUGUGUUCGCCGGCGAAGAGCAGCCCAAUUGGUAUUCAAAGACAGGGGUGUGUUGGUUGUCGCAUGCGGUUGAUGGAGUCGUUUGCCUUCGACCGAAAUUCCAGCCCUGUGCGUCUGCAGUCCUCAUACGUGAAAGACGGGUCCGUGAGUAAGUUGUCACCAAAACGAAACAUUCUUGCACAAGCAAUGGAUGUCGGCGCUUCAGGUGAUUAUGCCGAUGCAGGUGGGGCGGGUAUUACGACCGAAGCGAAGAGGUUCCCAAUUGAGCUGUACUUUGCCGUGUGGUGGUCUCUAAACGCUGUUUUCAACAUCUACAACAAGAAGGUGCUGAACGCAUUCCCAUUUCCGUGGUUGACAUCUGCAUUGUCUCUGGCGAUGGGGUCAGUAUUCAUGCUAUCUCUCUGGGGUCUGAGGUUGGUGGAGCCUCCUGACGUGGAUGCCGAGUUCUGGAAAGGACUUGCUCCUGUAGCAAUUUUGCAUACAAUUGGUUUUGUGGCGGCAACUGUGAGCUUGUCCAAGAUUGCCGUAUCGUCCCACCACAUCAUCAAGAGCUUAGAACCAGCCUGCAGUGUGAUAAUUUCGAAGCUGUUCAUGGGGGAGGAUUUCCCCUUGUCCGUGUAUUUUUCUAUAGUGCCUAUCAUUGGGGGCUGCGGGUUAGCCGCUGCCUCAGAGGUGGAUUUCAGCAUGAUAGGGUUCUUGGGGGCCAUGCUUUCCAACAUUGCAUUCGUGUUUCGCAACAUUGCUUCGAAGAGGGGAAUGAAGGCAGGCAAGAGUGUGGGGGGCAUGAAUUACUAUGCGUGCUUGAGCAUGAUGUCUUUCGUGCUCCUCUUGCCCUUUGCCUUCGUUGUUGAAGGUCCUAAAGUUUGGGCGGCCGGAUGGACCACGGCAAUUCAGUCCGUUGGUAGACAGUUUCCUCUCUGGGUGGUGUUGCAAUGUUUGCUCUACCACUUGCACAACCAAGUGUCGUAUAUGUCCUUGGAUCAAAUCUCUCCCCUCUCCUUCAGCAUCGGCAACACCAUGAAGCGGGUGACAGUGAUUGCUACCUCAAUCCUCAUUUUUCGCAACCCAGUCAGUCCCAUCAAUGCUAUCGGUGCUGCAAUUGCGAUUCUCGGAACGUUUUUUUACUCUCAGGCCAAGUGACCUUAUUUGAACGAACUCGAGGAUCGUCAUAAUUUUCAUGACGAGGAUUGAGGCGUUGGUGAUUGAGAAUUUUGUCUAGAAAUUUUGAUUAGGAUUUUUAGGACAGAGGUAGGAGAUUGGCUUACUUGGAAGAGAUUGUGCCUUUAGCUGGGUAUCAGGAGAAGGUACAUUGUGUAUUAUACUAGAGAGAUCAUUCUUUGUUUCUUCAUAAAGGAAUUUAGCUCUGGCCUGCGAGAGAGAAAUUGACAGAGCAUCCUCGAAUGACAGUUCUUUAUUUCAAUUCCAACCUCGUAGUAGGGCUAUUUGUGAUGCUGUUUCACCAGGUUGGUGCUC